GAGGACCAGGUAGCACCUCCAGUCUCCUGGACCCGCCUCAGAGUCUCAAAGUGAAGCAUUUUUCGUAUGGACAGUGGUUUAUAAAUUCUCGUGAGCGACACUCUCGUAUACAUGUUCAAGAGCCGUCCCCUUCGCCGUUCUGUCGAUCAACUGUUGGCUUUGCGUAACACUGUUUUCUUCCAUCAACUAUUGCUGACUCUUUUUCUCUUGCCCCUUAACUGUUUGCCGGGUCUUAACAGAGAGGGCGGUAGGAGACAACAUUCACGAAGAAGGUCUUGAACGGAAUUGUUUCGGUGCAAAAAAGUGGGGGCUAUCCAGUUUACAAUAUUACCAUAUCGUCCAAAGUAAAAAUUAGAUUAAUCGGAGACUAGGUUGCACUUCAAAGCUUUUUGUUUUUUUUUAGAAAAAACAAAUACUAAACGGGAGUAUUAAUCCCGCACCCCCGUAGCGCUUUUUUCACUACCCAUCUUUUUUGUUUUCACCGUUCAUCUCAUUUGAAUUUAUCGUCGUUUUUAUCCCGAAUAUUUGCGCUUAGGGUCUUUUUUACUCUUCCACACCAUUUUCUUGAAUGAUCAACUGAAGAAAAGUUUCACCGACUGUUCAACUAAAAACGGCGAUCCGAGAAAUUGAGUUUUAAAUUCAUUCUCAAUUUCGCCAAAGAAUUGUUUUCACAUCUCAAUGGCGAAAUGAAUGACAUCAACGGAAGUUGACUUACUGCUACUAGAAAAACUUCAACCGUUACGACCAUGCCACGAAAUCAAAGGAAAGCAAUCGAGUGUUCUUCCCUGUUCACGUUCUUCUUAACCUUCAUGGUCGCUCAGUCUACGAAACCGGUCGACAUCGACACACCAAUUCCUGUCAUCACAAUCAACACCGUUGCUGGAUACACGGCGAAAAUGGAAUGCGACCUGCAAUCCAGCCGGCCAGACGAUAGCGCAUACCUCGUUUUGUGGUACAUCGAAUCGGAAAAGCAACCCAUUUACAGCGUGGACUUGCGAGCGCGACCACUCGAGCAAGCCAAGCACUGGAAGAACGAGCGGUUAGCGUCAAGGGCUCAGUUCGAUACGUCAGCAGCAUCUUCCGCUGCAUUCAUGUUAUCCAACGUUAGUGAAGAUGACGACGGAAUCUACAGGUGCCGUGUCGACUUUCGUCACACUCCAACUCGUCACGUUCGAUAUCAACUGAAUGUUGUUCAAUUACCAAGAGCACCGGUGAUCUAUGCCAACAGCGCCCGCCAAUAUGGACCUGUAUCCGGCAUGUACGACGAAGGAACCGAUUUGGCUCUCAUCUGCGAGGUUACCGGCGGAGCCCCCAACCUGAUCGUGGGAUGGUUCCGAAACGGCAAAAUGGUCGAGUCGAGGGUGGAACACCGUAUGCAUCACGACUACUUCUACCACCUACAGUUACGAAGCCUGUCGAGGGAUGAUCAUCGUGCCACUUACUCAUGCCAACUUGAGCUUGAUGUGACGCCACCAGUGCCGCCAGUCUUGCGGAACAUCACACUUAAUUUACGAAUGAAACCGAAGAAAGUGGAAAUCGUCUCGACUGGCCAGUAUUUGGAAGCGCUCAAAACUCAACAACUUCACUGCAAGGCAACGGGCGCCAAUCCACCGGCUGUAGUCACCUGGUGGAUGAACAACAUUCAGCUGACGAGCACCGAACUAUUGGUGUCGAGUGAAGCGAACGGCACCAUUUCCAAGGUGAACCUGACCCCGGCGAUCGAGGAUGACGGGCGCAUUGUGACCUGUCGAGCGCAAACUCCACUUCUGGCCGGCGGCUUCGUCGAGGACGAAUGGCGGAUGCAAGUCUACUAUCCACCGCGAGCCAACUUGGUCCUCGGCCGGCGCUUCACCGCCGAAGAAAUCCGCGAAGGCAGCAACGUCUAUCUCGAAUGCCAGACACGUAGCAAUCCGCCGAUUCAACGUUUGACCUGGAUGCAUAAUGGGAAAAUUCUGGGCAACAGCCGAAACCGAGAGAACAGGGAUAUCAUCUUAGCCAAUCAGACGCUGGUCAUUCGUCAAAUUGAACGACACACGGCCGGUAAUUACACGUGCAUUGCUGCCAAUCGGUUGGGCGAGUCCGCCAGUGCUCCACUUCAUCUUCACGUCAAAUAUGCUCCAGUCUGUCGCCGUUCAAAACCCUUGACGGUGGUGGUAUCACGUGAUCAACCAGCCAAGUUACGCUGUCAGGUGGAAGCCGAUCCGGAGACGCUAAGUUUCCCGUGGACGCUCUCGAAUGGCCGCGAGACGACGCUACUCCCACGUGAAAUGUCGUCCGAUUCCGGCCUGACGAGUGUCCUGGUUUACACGCCUCGCCGCGAUGCCGAUUUCGGCGAACUGCAGUGCUGGGCCUUGAACGAUAUAGGCAAGCAGAAAGAGCCGUGCAGGUUCAAAAUCAUCAAAGAAGGGCUGCCGCCAACACCGAGCCAGUGCGCCAUGCAGAGCUUGUCAAAGGGCGUCCUGGAAGUCAAAUGCCGUAACCUUUCCAAGGGCGUCGCCGCAAAAGAGACGGAGGUGGAUGGCGUCGAAGUUGCUGAUAAUGGCAGCGGCGAUGGAAGCGACAACGGAAGCAGCAGCCGGGACGAGGACGGCGGCCUCGACGAAUAUGACGAAGACGUCCUGGUCAGCGGCUCGUCCAACGUCUAUUGGCUGCAACUGUACAAUGCCGACUCGGGCGUCCUCCUGCGUAACAUGAGCAACAAAGCCUCGCCGCAUUUCAACGUCUCGGGCAUAGACCCCAGCACCCGAGUGGCCGCCAUUGUUAUGACAAUCAACAGACAAGGACGAAGUGAAGCAGUUACCCUGGAAGGAGCUGUUGAACGUGCGGUUGGAUCACGGGCAGCUAACGAGCCGGAAUCGUCGGUGACAAUGGUGGUUGUUCUGGCCGCCCCGGGCGCCCUUUUAAUUGCCAUUAUCGGACUAGCUGCUAUCCUGGCCGUUUACCAUCGACAACGAAGGAGGCAUCUUCGACAGCAGCCGUCUCAAUCUGCUGCCCAGACGUGCGACGGUGACGAUGCCAAUGACGACGUCAGCAACUACACCAAAACGGCCAACGGCAAACCGGAUGUAAUUAAAUCUAAGCGAGGAAUAGACCUGGAAUGCCAGCUCGCUGGUAUGUCGAAUGAGUCGUCACAUUCGUCGCUUGUCGUCGCAGCUGGCACUUCAAACAACGCUAACGGACCCUGUAAAUUUAACGAAGAAUCCGCCGUGACGUUUGCGGUUCAACAGACGGCGAUGAACGAUCGGAAUCGAGACAGAAUUUUAGAUCCGAAUGCGACUUCUUCCAGCAACAUGACCAGCAACCCACACAAGCCAGGAUCUCUGCGUUUGCACCAGCAACAGCACCCCGCAGAUUUUACGGUGAGGCAGGCGUUCGAUGUGCGUGACCAGUCCAACACCUCCAACGUCUACGUUUACCGAUAACAGGAAAGAUGGCCAAAUUGUCUACUCCAAAGUUACAAGAAUCGCUCUUUUAUUGGUUCUGAACUGCUCUUCUGAUAUAUACGGCUGUAUUCACGCUCUUUACACACGCGUAUCUACAAGGUGUGUGAAUAUGUGCUAAUGGAAAGCACGCGGCUGGCAGUGAGAAGACGACAUUCGGGCUACAAAUUAACUGCAAGACGAAAAGAAUAAUAUGAAAAACUGAAAAAAAAAAUAAAGGCAAGAAUUCCUAUGUAUGUGUCAGUUGUUUGCAAAGUUCAUUCUUCGUGUUGUCUUUUUUUUCUGCGCAAUACUAUGCUUUAUAUAUUCCCCAUUGAAGGUGUAAUAAACGUUUGAAUCGUU
Messenger RNA from Daphnia pulicaria, 3782 nucleotides. RefSeq names its product muscle M-line assembly protein unc-89-like. Bases 747 to 3422 code for a protein of 891 amino acids. Lineage: Eukaryota; Metazoa; Arthropoda; Branchiopoda; Diplostraca; Daphniidae. The transcript has 15 exons. The record is from RefSeq and is a predicted model, not a curated record.